AUCGCACCCUCAGCAUUUCUGCUGCCACAAGACGCGAUGGAUUUACACACUCUUCCAGAAAAGAAUGCAAAUGUAUACGGCCAAGGCCAUCUUCGUCACAACACCCGCAGGAGCACCCCGGCGUGGCGCACAGUCGGACUACUGGUGCUAUGUGCCUUUGGGGUGCGGGAGCUAGUCCACAAGGUAUCGCACACAUGGAUGUCCAGAUUCAGAGUCAAUGGGUUAGCAUAUUCUGGCGAAAAUAUCCGAUGGACGCCCUGUGGCGAGGUCAACAAUCACGAGGUGGAGUGCAGCACUAUACGUGUGCCAAUGGACCAGUUCAGCACGACCAACUCCGGAGACCAGGUCUUUAAUAUUCCGCUAUUCCGCCUGAGAGGAAACAAUGCUAAGGAAAGCAUUCUCCUAAACCCUGGCGGUCCCGGUGCUAGCGGCUACGAGUUUGUGUUCAACUACGGCAAAGAGCUGCAGGACAUUGUCGGCGAAGACUUUCACCUGCUCAGCUUUGACCCGCGCGGCGUCAACUCAUCCACACCGCUUGCUUCAUGCUACCCAGAUGAAGAGACGCGCCAACAGCUUGGAACGGUACGCAAGUCCGAUGCCAUCCGUGACAGUCCCGAGCUGUACGCAUGGUCGACAAACUUUGUCCGAGCGUGCAGAGACAGCCUGGGCGAGCACGGCAAGUAUCUCAAUACGCCGCAGACCGCUGCAGACAUGAACAGUAUCCUGGAGGCUAUUGGCCAGCGCGACAUGUUAUACUGGGGUUUUAGCUACGGUACCACACUCGGACAAGUAUAUGCGACUCUCUACCCCGAGAAAUCAAAACGCAUCCUCAUUGAUGGUGUUGCUGACCAGCGCGGCUGGUUUGAGGAACAACUCGACUCGACCAUGUUUAUCGACACAGACACUGUGCACGCAGGCUUCUACGACGAAUGUGUAAAGGCUGGGAAGGCCUGCCCGCUAAGUAAACACGGAAAGACAGGCCCAGAGCUAGCCGACAAGGUUGCCACCACGAUCAACAAGCUGCGCAACAGCCCUCUAAGCGUGUACAUUGAUACACAUACUCACGGAAUUCUUGAUGACUCCAAGCUCUGGAACGACGGCAUCUUCCGCGAACUGUACACGCCCAAAACUUGGCCGCGCCUAGCUAGUUCGCUGGCAGAGCUGUUGGAAGGCAACGCAACCAGCGCCUUUCUGAAUUACGGCCGCGGCGACCUGUUUCACCCACAAGGCGAGGCAUUCCGAGUUAUUGCGCUCAACGAUGCCGCGACUGGCCCAGAGCACUGGCCCCAAGAGCGCAAAGAACUGCUUCGCCUGCUUCUGCCGUGGUUCGACCAACAUCGCUUUGCUACUGCAUCGCCACAGCUGACAUACUACUUGAAGCAGCAGUGGGAUAUGCCGAAGUCGCACGAAUACAAGCCCGUGCAGCACGUGGAGACGGCGCAUCCGCUUUUGAUUCUGUCCAUGACGUACGAUCCCGUCUGUCCUCUAAAGGCCGCCGAGAUUGCUGCAAAGAUGUUUGAGGGCUCGCGCAUCGUCGAAGUGCAAGGCUAUGGCCACUGUUCCCUGGCGAUGCCUUCUGCUUGCGCUGCCAAGCACAUCCGUGCGUACUUUAGCCAUGGAACGAUGCCGGAGGAGGGUGUCAAGUGCGAAAUUAAUGCCGAAUAUUUCCCAAGUGCCUAAUUGAAAGGAUACGGGUGGUUUGCGUGUAUAUAGUAAGAUGAAUGCCGCCCUGUUGUAAAUAUUCUAAUAUGAGCGAUUGGAAAUUAACUACUCUGUUUAAGCGAGCGUGUACUCGAAGAAGAAACUCCGCUCCAACCUUAAGCUAGGAACUAACGUAAUUUACCAGUAAGUGGACCACUUCAGUAAGCGGCCCACCCAUAGCAGUUAGCAUCGCGAGUUUCAAGUAGUAUUAGAGCACCAAGGAAGAGUGUAUUUUUGCGAAGAAUCCGCCUCUUCUAUUUGCAGCAACAUGCAACGAUGGAGCACAUAAACGAAUAGCGUGGCCAGCGCGAGAGGCAAACGGUUUUGGAAUAAGCGCAACGGAUGGCGAUGGACAUAUUUCAACUUUCAAUCCGGAUGAGAACGAAUCGCCUCCCAUCUUCUACGCAUUUGGAGAAAGUGUGGAACUACAAGCUCAUGGUCACGCUCAAAUUGAUAAGUCAAGGACCGAAUUUAAAUCGGGAACUUCGUUUGCGACGCCACUGGCAGCAGGAUUGGUGGUAAACUUGUUGACAUGCGUCCGCAACUACAGCGAAUGCAUUAUAUGGUAAAGGUUAUGCGACAUUUGAU
This is a messenger RNA of [Torrubiella] hemipterigena, 2289 nucleotides long. NCBI's taxonomy places the organism in Eukaryota, Fungi, Ascomycota, Sordariomycetes, Hypocreales, Clavicipitaceae. The record is from the annotation of a GenBank genome assembly.